Molecule: messenger RNA, 13808 nt
Organism: Lineus longissimus
Lineage: Eukaryota; Metazoa; Nemertea; Pilidiophora; Heteronemertea; Lineidae
Product: zinc finger protein 236-like
Exons: 8
Coding region: 146-3955 (1269 amino acids)
Biological process (GO): regulation of transcription by RNA polymerase II
Cellular component (GO): nucleus
Molecular function (GO): DNA-binding transcription factor activity, RNA polymerase II-specific
Source: RefSeq, a predicted model, not a curated record
GCAUUGACCUGACAAUGGAAAGUAGUAAGAAGCCUGCUGAUAUUGGGCCUGCAACGUGACAAAAAGGCCGAAGCGACACAAUAUCUAGGGCAAGGCUGUAACUGCAAUAAUACAUGCUACCACCGGGGCCACCGCAAACGACAAAAUGAGUUUGGUCCGUGAAGAGUCGGGCGAUACAGAAAACGAAAUGGACACCGUCGAUAACAACAACGUAGAUGAAACCGCAACUGUAGUCGCGAAAAGACUCGCGCAACCGACGUGUAGAUCUGGCGAAAAAAUCGCCGAAUUCUCCCAAGACUUUGAUUUAGUAAACCGCGAGAGGAGUUCCUUGGACGAUAUUUUAGAAACCGUCGCGCAUUGCGACGAUGAGGAUGAAAGCGAGGCUGUGCCUCGGUCGUUCCUGGUGAACGGCGACGUCAGUAAAAAUGGCGAUGUCUUGAGCGAUACGGCGCAUGAUAGCGGUGUGGAGUCGCCGCUUGAGAACAGUAUUGGUACGGAUAGCGAUUGUGAGAAAAAAGACGAAAGUACUGAGCCGCUUGAUGUGGGUCCCGAGGAGGUACGAACCUCGUCCGAAAGCGGUACGGAGAAUCUUGUCGACGUACGCAUGAGCGUAUCUGACGAUGAGGACUCCAAGGAAGACUGCGUCAUGUUGGGUGUUGCUAAAAUGGAGCAGGAUACGGUAACCGGACUCGCGAGUGACGAGGUUGAGGAGGUUGUUAGCGGUGGUGGGGUACCACGCCCUCUUUUGGUGAACGGUGACUCUUUGGAGCUUGAUGUCCUACCAGAAAACAUAUCAGUCAUUGAAGAUAGCCAUGACAGUUGCUGCGAAUCCCGGCCGGCAUCCCGUCGACGAAAAUCCACGCCCAAAAAACGCACAUACACCCCCACUGCUUACGACGACAGCGCCAGCGACACGGACAGCUACGGUGACCUUGACCUUGACGAGGCCAUGGACGAAGCAGACGAGAUGCAUAUCAUAAACGCCAUGGAAUCAGUCGACUCUGUCGAGGAUGACUCGGCCUUGAACGACGUUGACCUUUCACAGGAGCAGACGGAUUUGUCGCGGAGCACGGAGGACGUCUCUGUGGCACUCUUGAUGCAGGAUAACUUGACGCAAGAGGCCUCACAAGUUCGUGUCCGUGGAUUACCUACGAAAGGUAAGAACAGCGCUGAAGGUCUCAAGAAAGCCGAACACAAAUGUCCCUUCUGUAACUUCGCCUACACAUCUGUUAAUUACGUCUUGUCCCACCUGUACCGGGCCCACAAUGAUGUCGAACCCGUCAUACUCAAUAACGCCAUCGCGCAGGUGACAACGUGGUAUAAGGCGUCGGCGACAGCCAAGCUUCUGGAGCAGCAGGCGGAAGGGACAUUGCUGAAUCCCGAUGAUGCAGCGAUAUCGGCACUGACAGGCCAGGCUCUAGACUGCGUGGACGGCCCGUUGAUCUCAAAUCAAGAAAGCUUCAAUCAGUUCCCAGAGUCGCAGACCGUGGUUAACGGCGUCGCCGUCAUGAACGGCGUCGCCGUCAUGAAUAACGUGGCGACGAACGACAAGGACAGUAACGACUCAUUCCAAACGCACAGCCGGCGUAUCCUUAUGACGCAGUCGUAUCCGUGCGAUAAAUGCAACGCCAAGUUCAAAAUGCACAGCCAGUUAGAAACGCACAUGAAACGACAUCGCAGUUUGACGCCAUUGCCGUGUAAUUUAUGCGGGAUGGUGUUUUUCUCGGCGGAGAAUCUCCAACAGCACAAACGCACUCACCUCAAAGAAUCCAUCACUUGUGAUACGUGCCAUGCGCAAUUCCCGGACGACGCUGCAUUCCUCGAGCAUCAGAAAACGCACAAUUUGAAACACGAUUGCGUCCACUGCGGGCGCCAGUAUGGCGACGCCCAGACGCUGACCAAUCAUCUCAAAGACCACAUCAACGAAGGACCAAUCAGAUGCGAGAAGUGCGACCUCUGGUUUGCGGAUAAGUCGACGUUGGGACAGCAUUUGCAGAUCCACGGCUCGGACCAGUUGUACCAGUGUCAGUUCUGCGCCUACACGUUUACGGAGAUGGCGGUUCUCCGCCGACACACGGAGUCGCAUCUCAAGCUGGAAAUUAUUGAACUGCUCUUAAACGGUGAAAACUCCACCAAGAAACUUUCCAAGUCAAAACUUAGUGACGUCGACAUUACGCCUGAAACGACCAAGAAAGGAACGGAAGCGAACAAGGAGAACGAUGAGAAUCUUCCAAAAGAUGGGGUCCAAUACACAUGCUGCCUCUGCCCCCUGACCUUCCCCACUGUAUCAGUAUUACUCGAUCACGUCUACAAAACGCACUCCGUAUUAAACGACAAUGUGCGAGCGAUGCAACAACUUCUUGGCCUGGCGACCGCUAGCAUGCCAUUACCCAUGACCCCGGACAUGAUGAAUGCAGCACUUUUCGCGCAGUCGACACCUGUUUUCAACCUCGCCAACCUGUACCCCCAGAUGCUACUGAACAAGCCUGUCCUUUUCGGUAACCCAAUGGACCAAUCGAAACAGAACUUUCAGAAUUUGAAUUUCGUACAGAAUCAAGGUGUCUUGUUGAAUCUACAGAGCCCGAAUUCGACGAUGACAGCACAGUCUCUGACUGCAACAAAGGACCAGAAGUCGGGGUCUAACUCGCAGAAAACCAUAUCGGAAAUCCUUAAGCCGCAGGAGCAGCAGACGUCAAAGCCGCAACAAACGUCGACCCAGUCGUUGCUUUUGACGUCCCCGCCACCCGUUUUGCAAACCAGUACGGGCUUGCAAGUCGUAGCACCUUCCGAUCCUUUGAAGUCAUCGGCCGUCAAAGUACAACAGCAAAACGGACAUUAUAUCGAUAUCAAAGUGCCGUCGUUCAAGGCGAAUCAAUCGACCAAUCAGACGCAGGGAGAGCUGUCGCCAACGUCGCAGAAAUCCCUGCUGAGCAACCACCUCCUAUUGCCAGCGAAGCGAAUCAAAACGGAAGAGCCAUCAUCGCCGACUGAGAAAACGCCGAAGAAAGGAAGCUUCGACCAGGUUGACGGGAUGUCUCCAGAUACGAAAGCGUCAUCUCCGAGUCUCCGCGCACCGCUACUCUCCAGUAUGAUCGCAAAGGCCGACUCCGCACAAGCGACUGUGACGCCCCGCCAUUUUGGAUUCGAGUCGGACGUCGAGAAGCCGUUUUCGUGCGGAGAAUGCGGCAAGAGGUUCAAGCGUAACUGUCACCUGCAACUGCACAUGAGGACGCACACGGAUGACUUACGCGCUUACAGGUGUUCGCAAUGCGGCAUGAAGUUCAUCCAACUGCGAUCUCUCGAGAUGCACCUCAAAACUCACUCCAUCGAGAAGCCGUACAACUGCCAAUUCUGCGGGAAAUCCUUCGCCCAAAAAUACAACCUGAAGCUCCACAUUCGUACGCACACCGGCGAGAAACCGUACGGUUGCGCUUACUGCGAGAUGCGGUUCGCCGAUCCCGGAUCCCUGAACCGGCACACACGUACCCACACCGGAGAAAAGCCGUACAAAUGCGAACACUGCCAGAAAAAGUUUGCGCAGAAGUACAAUCUGCAUCUUCAUCUGAGGAUACACACGCAUGAGCGACCGUUUCGGUGCGUUUAUUGUGAUAAACGUUUUGUACAGAAGAAUAAUUUGCUGCUACAUUUGAAGGUGCACGCGGAGAUCGCUGUGCAAAAUGGUGUCGCACCGACCCCGCUCGACUCGAGCGGCAACCAGAUGCAAAUCCCAGACCUGGACCCAGACGCGGGAAACCUCGUCAUCGACAUGGCGUCAAUCACCGACCAGACGACGAUACCGGACGCCGCGCUACAAAAACAGGUGGUGGAGAGUCACAUGCAGGCGGAGAACCAAUUAAAUCAGUUGAACGCCGACAACGCCAUGUUGGCCGCCGCAAAUCAGAACAGCAUCUCUUCCAUGACGUUGAUGAAUCUUUCGAAAAUCGGCGCAGUUUAGUACAGGAUAUUCCCACCAGUUGCGCCACGCUGGAGUCUUCGUUACCAGGGUUUUGCAAUGCUUCUGAAUAUUUCUCGGCGGACAUGACAUACACUUUAUUUAAUGGUACGUCCUUCGGUGUCUUACCGACUUAUAUUAGUGCAUUUAGGUUUCGUUUAUGUUUGAGAGUGGUCCUGUCGGUUUCAUCAUGUUUGCAGAUGGUUUGUUUAUUUCUCGAAAAGAAACAUUCUUGUCUUACAUACGCUAUUGGACAGAGUUCAAUGCCUGUCGGUGUUUUUUGCUCAAAUCCCACAUGGUUUGCGUACCUGGUAUAUCUAUGUGAAUGCUUGUACAAAGGCCUUGACAAGGCCAUUAAAAAUAUCCCAUCUGUGGCCCCGAGUGCAUCGAACAGUGUAAAAACCCUCACCCCAUGCAGGCCCAAUGGUGCUGCCAUCUGUGAGAGGUUACUAUAACUGAAAAAUAUCGUCUUCAGAGUACUGAAAUCUUUGAAAGAGAUCAUGACCUUUUUCCUUCUAAUCAUGUAGCGUUGAAGAAUUGAAGGGGAUUUUUUCACCUGAGCACAUUAGCCUACUUUUACAUAUUGACUGCGCUAGAAAUUUUUGCUUCUCAUUUCUUGUUUAUAAGUUCGACGCAGAUCAGUUAGUUAGAUUCGGCCUGAUGAACAUGUGGACAGUUGGGCUGCAUUCGGAAACUCCCUUAUUGGAAUAUGCAUCAACAGCCUUUAUACGGACCAAGGUGCCUGAAGAGCCUUGUGUUGCAAAAUGCAAAAUCUCUUUAACCCUUUUUCACUUGGUAUCUUUUUAGGCAAGAAUCCCCUCUGUAAAAUUUGAUGAAAUUUGGACCACUCUCUGCUUCUGAUCUCAACUUUUCUAGCGGGCAGCGUAAAAAUUUUUAAGCAUUUAAUCAUAACUUAUUCAAGAAAAUGACAAUGGCAUUUAAUUACAUGUAAUGGUAUUUAAUUUGAGAUAACGAGGUAAUUAGCAUGACCGGUUAAUUAGCUUAGCUAGUUGAUUUAAUUAGAUUAACUACAUAUGUAGUAAUUUAGCUGUAUCAGCGUACUGCCAAGACGAAUUUAUACUCAAACCUAUUGUUAUAGUUUAAGUUAUAGAGGACUUAAACACGCUUUUGUUUGAUGUAAAAUUAGUUUUUUUUCAAACUUGAUGAUAUUCAAUGCAUUUACGAUUGUAUUUAGUACUCAUAACUGAUGAUAGGUGGCAUACUCAACGUCACUUAUGGUUACGUAGAUUGUGUUGAAAUCGACAUAGAUUUGAAAAGUGAAAUUAGUUAUGCUCAAGGGAUAUAACGUACAAAUUAAAUUUUGUCAUCGAUUUGACAACUUGGUCUCAGUUUCAACAAAAUUAGAGAAGAAAUUUUUUUCAAGCUGUAUUAAUAUAACGCUUAUAACUAUCAUUUAAUCAUACUAGGCCCGCGUUUCAGAAUUCUGCAUUUAAUUCAUGAUAUACUAUAUUGUCUAUAUUAACCCUAUACUGUGACAAUGAGAUUUUUGUUUGAGAUUUCAGAAGCAUUGCAAGAAAUUUGUACGAAUUUACUCGCGUGGAAUUCGCAACUGUAGUAACAGCAAGUGUAACCUGGGACCCAGCGAUAUAUCGUGAAGUGUUAUUUCAUCCGACCUUAUCAAGGUCAUCUGUACCGUUUGUGACUUUGACAGAUGAUGGUGUUUGAGGCGACCAACUUGGGGAGUGAGCAAGCGACAAAAAUUCGAAUUUUAGAAGAAAAAAAUUAAAAAAUUUCAAGAAAAAUUCAUAUUAUAUUUAACCUCGGAUCAUUGGUGGUCAAUUUGUGGUAACUUUUGACAAGGAUUCCAAUGCUGCCAUUGUUUUGAAAAAAUCUUGGGAAAUUUUUGGAAUUUUUCGUGAAAUUUUCGCUUUGCUCCCUCCUUAUAAAGCCUUCAAGGGUUGGAUGAAAUAAACUUCGACAAGAAUCAACAUUCCAAUGACUAAUUAGUAUUUAUAAUUGAUUGAUUGACAUGUAUUUGAUUGACAGGUAUAAUUAACUUUGAUUAAUUUAUAUGUUGGAUUGACAAUUCAGUUUCCGACCUGUAGAAUUUUCCGCAAAUUACGCGAUAUUUAGAUAACGUUAGUUUGUAGUUUUGACGCAAGUAAAUCCUGGUGAUUUUUAUAUGCACCCCCUGGUGUUUAUUUUAUGAACCACUCCCCGAAUGGAACAGUAUUUGAUUAGUUGAGUUUUUGUUAUGUGCUGAGUGUUUGUAAAUUUUGUGUUCGCAUCAACCUGUCACCCCUAUUUAAACAAUGAACUGGACCAUUUCCAUAUGAUAUGAGUGUGAUGGGGCCUAUAAGAGGGGUGAUAGUGUAUAUUUUCCUCCACCGAUCGUAAUAUAGCCUUAGUUGUAUAUAAAUUGUAAAAUGACAUGUUUGUUAAAUGUGCUUUUGGAUGUCCAAGUUACCUAUCACCCCUAUUCUCGCCAUAGACUCAACCACUUUAAUAUGACACGAGUACUUUGGGUCCAAUUAGAGGGGUGAUGGGUGUAUUUUGUGUUUUACUUUGAUUGACAAAUUUUGGAUUGGAUGAUGUGUUCAUUAGAGUUGGAAAACCCACCGUAAUUUAUUGAUUAUUACGCCAUGCAAACCAGGAAAGAAUAUUCGUCAUUUGUUCGAUUGUAAAAAACCCACCACAGGGCGCCAAUUUUUGGCCCGCAGUUCAAAUUGAGAUUUAACCAGAAUACAGCAUUUAAUUUUCAUUUUUGCUUUAAAUCACAUUUACUCCAUGAGCCCACCGUUCAAUGUAUGAGAAUUUAGUUAAAUUAUUUUGAUAAUUAAUUAAUUAAUAAUGAGUUAAUUAGCAAAUUCGUUUUACCCAGUUGUGUUCUCUGUUAUGCAUUUCUGAUGUGUUCAUGUUACCAUGGUAACGACUGCAUUUAAAUUACGAAGCUUUAAGAUUUUUUUGGUCGAAAAUACUGCCACAAACUUUUCGGUUCUCAAUAUAUGAUAACAUUGUGAUCAACGCGUUCAAAGUAUUCAAUUUCAAAACUUGGACAACAGAAUAGGAUGGUUAAAUUGUUUGUUUUAUCUUCCAAAUUUUGUGCAGGAAAUUGCAAUUAUUGUCAGCACAAAGAAUUCCACUUGCCUGUCAUUUUCCUUGUUAAAGGCACGCCGUUCGUUAAAUAUUUGAAAUUUGAGUUCGAAUUUGAACAUUUCAAAUUCUGUCAAUAAGUACAGAAUAUAAAUUUCGACACUGCCAUUGUGUUGAAAGAUACACAAAUACUAUAAAUACCAAAUUUCAGCUAAAUCGUAUCCAAAAUAACUGCACUAUUCUAUUUUCCUGCAUCACCAGUGACUAUCAACGGCCUACCCCUUUAAUUAAAGGACUAGCAUCGGUAUUCGAACAACAUAAAAGUAUUGCUUACAAAGGCAACAAUAUUGCAUUUAGUAUUAACCCCUUUCUUGCCAGAGCGUCUCAGUAUUGAGAUAUUGUUUCACAUUAUAAUGCAGCGUUGAUUUUAAACGGUUUGUCUGAGAUUAUUUUGGGCUUCUUGAAUUCUAUAAUCCCGAGUUUUGGGUUCAAAUUGGUGAUUAUGGUGGGUCGGCUGCAAACGACUAAAACUUUCCACUUAGAAUAGCACCAUUGAUUUAUUUUGCCUAUUUAGUAUUGACGGUUGUUUGAAAUCAAGUUGGGUAAAUUUGAUUGGUUUCUAAGGUAAACAAAUGGUUGCUAAGGUAAACAAAUGGUUGCUAAGGUAAACAAAUGGUUGCGAAGAUAAACAAAUGGUUGCUAAGGUAAACAAAUGGUUGCCAUGUAAAGUGGUUGUUAUGAAUUGGGAGUCGAAGUUGAAAAGGAUAAUCUUUCGAGAAAAUAAUUUAGAUUUUGGAAGUCUAUAAUUGUCUCUCUGUGUCGUCGUGCAGAAAGUUCAAAAUAAUGACAUUUGUGAUAGUUGAUUAACGUUAGUAUUAUCAAACCUGUGUCACGUUGUUUUCAAGCGAAAGUAUUGUCCGAGCUCACCGCUAGGGGGCACUGUUGUCCAUUCCAUAAAUAUUUACAGGAACCCAAACCUUGCUUUGAGUGUCCCAGCCCUCGAACCUUGCCACCCUAAUAUUUUGAAAUGGACCAUUCUACCUAAUGCAGCCACGAUACGGGAACAGUCCACUUUGUACAUUUGAAGGGGUGUUCGCUCCGAUGAUUUUAGCAUUUACUGAUUUGUACAGAAUGUGUAUAUUAGAUAUGAUUUUGUAUUUGUGUUUACUUGUGUAGAUAAGUUCAGUUCAAGAUGACCAGCAUUUAAUUUCUUUUUGAAUGCAUUUUAUUGCUCCUUAUUACACUGAUGUAAUGUUCAAUAUUUGUACAAGUCUUUUUUUUUCGUUUUUACUAUUAUCUUAGCGCUAUAUUUUGUUCAGUAGCAUUUAAUUCAUUUUCUUUCACACUUUUGUGUCUUUGUUUGUAACGUCUGUUCAAUUUUUUGUGAAAUUUGUAUCUGUUGCCAUGGAAACAGUAUUCCGUUGCUAUGGCGAGAGUAGAGUUGCCUUAUAGUUCGGCGAAAUUUGUGAAGUAAUAUAGGGGGCAGUCCGACAGUCCAAGUCAGUCAAACUUUGGAACUUUAAAAAAAAAUUGGCCACAAAAUUAUUUUUAUACCAGGUGACUCAAAAAAGAUUUUCAACUUAUGAUUUUGAGUAACUCCCAAAAUUUCAACCUCAAUUGAAUGAAUUUCUGCAGAAGCAGCUUGGGUCAAUACACUUUGAUCUCAUCGCGUGCAGAGUUAUGGCGUAAUAGACAUUUGCAUCUCAUGUAUGUGAGUUAUUCAAAAUCAAAAGUUGGAAGUCUUUUUUGGAUCACCUAGUACAAGUAAACAAGGGGUCACCUCAGAACACUUUAUCUGAACCAGCGUGGGCAUACUUUAUUCAGGAUCUCAACUUUGUGUUAAAUAUAAAUGUUACAUGUCCUCGGCUUUUGUGUUGUAAACUCAUAAUCUUUCGUCAUUUACAAAUUUUAGAAUUUGAAUCCGCACUUAUCACUGCUCUUUUCAAACGCAACAUGAAAACUUAUAUUUACUUGUCUGUAUGUCCGUCUGAGUGUCCGAUAAUCUCCACGUGAUUCGUACAUUUGGCAAUGCCAAAUUAAGAAAUGUAAAUUGUAAAAACUUGGUGUUGAUUUCGUUAAAAGCCUGGCAAGCGCCUACUUAGGAAGACCUGAGAUGCAGAUUUGAUGAACAGGUUGCUAGGCAACCACUGGAAACACUUUACAUGACUUUCGACUGGUCAUUUGAAAUUAAGAAUAAAGUUUUAAUUGAAUUAUACAAAAGACAAAUAUGUUACAGAAGCUUGGAUCUAUGUUGAAUAAGAAAAUUUUGGAAAUAUUCAACAAAAAAUUAAUUUUUCUGAUAGUUAAACGGAAGAAAAAUGAACAAAUUCGUCAUGCCAGUUUAACGUUUGUCUAUCUCUGUGCUCCAGUGGUUGUCUCGCUGCCGGCCAUGUCACUUUCAUCCCGGGUCUAUAAAUAAACAAAUGUAAACAUAAUCAUUGUUUUGUCGUCCACGUCUUGUGUUACUAUGGUUACUAUAGUUGCCAUGGCUACCAUAGUUGCUAUGGCUACUAUGUAAUAAUUGUUGGUUUUUUUCAACUCUUUUAAUUCAUAUACAGUAAUUAUAAAAUAAUGAAUUUAAAACCUUUUCUUUGGUAGGAAGGCGAUUAAUUAUCAAUGACCAUAUUGACUUGGCCUAGAUUUUCUGGGUUGCCAUGUGACGGUUCACUGUUCAAUGUAUUCAUGCACUGCAGAAAGUAGUUCCGCCAAUUCUUAGAAGACGUGGUUGAAUUUGUAAAGACGAGAACCUGUGGGAAGAUUUCAGUUGUUUUUGUGCGGCCACCAUUUUGUCGUGGUUGGUUGAGACGGUUGUUUUCUUUUUCAAAGCCUGGUUCGGGGGGGGGGGGAUCAUCCACGUUUCAUGAAAGAAAAAAGCUGAAAAUUGUCGUGGGCGUCUGUCUAAUUCAACUGUCGCAGUCCUGAAAAUUGUUGCGUACCAACUUCAAAUUUCUGUCAUUGUUUUGUUUUUCGCUGUAUGCAAAAUAAAUUCGCCCACCGAUUUAUUUUUAGGCUGUGUAUAUUAGCACACAGGUUGUAUUUUGGUGGUAGAUAUAGACUACCAGUGUAGCAGUGGGUCGUUUUUAGUAAAACAUAUUUUGGUCACACAGUUAGGCGGAUCACUGAAGCUGGAGGGCACUUCGUAGUGUGCACAGUUAGGCAGUUAUAAUGCCUAACUGCCCAUUUUGGUCACAAUGCCCUGUUUUUGGUCACACAGUUAGGUAGAGUUUAGGUUAGGUAGAUUUUGCUGCAUAGUUAGGCAGAUGUUGCGCAGUUAGGCAGGUUUUGUUGGAUUAUCACCGAAGUUGACAAAUGCUGAUUAAUUUAUUUUUGUCGGAGAUUUUUAAGACAUAGUCAAGGUGAAAGAAUGUUUGAAGAAAGAAUUCCUCGAAAUUUCUACGCUAAAUUCUCUCAGCUUUCUUUUUAAGAUCCAAGCAGAUUUGAUAGUAUCACUCAGUGUUACUACAGUUUGUGCAGCUUCAUUUAAAGGCUCAGUACACCUAUUAACACUUGGUAUUGAACAUACUUACCCACUCGAAAGUAUAAAGUUGACAUUCACAUGCCUUUUGUACAGUUGUAAAGAAAAUAUUUUUUGUGCAUUUUUUCGCUUCAAUCACUGAUCAAGAAAUUCUAAUUGAAGUGGUAAAUAUUUAAUUUCACGGGGGUACUGGGCCUUUAAGUUUGCCUCCAAUCUUUUUCACAAAGUCUGUUCUGUUCAAUCAAAGUUUCCAUCUGAAAUCUAAAACCCUUAAAGGGCUACGCCGUUAUUUAAAAAUUUGAAAACUUGUAAUUGAAUUUGAAAAUUUCCAAUGGCGCAUAAAUACAUAUUGAAUAUCAAUUUCAACAUUGUUGUGUUUAGACAGAUACACAAAUACUAUCCAUACCAAGUUUCAGCAAAUUUGCAUGCAUGAUAACUGCACUAUGGCAUUGUGUUUAACUGGGGUUUUUUUUACCUGGCCAAUGAUGAAUUAUGAAUGGUGUAGUCCUUUAAUUAGGUAUAGAAUUUCUUAGAAUUUCUGUUGCUGUAAAACAGUCCAAACUAUCGACCACGAAAUUCUGAUUCUCAUCUCUGUCGAAAAGAAAAUGGACGAGAACGGGUUAACUUUUGUCGCAUCACUUGAACGCACCAAUUAUGUUAAUUAAUUUUCCUGUGCUGACCAAUCGCAAUUGAGUAAUUUUACGCACAUCUCGUCAAGACUAAUGAGAUUUGAUAAAAAACAAAUGUCGUAGCGUAUUAGUUGUAUUUUUCGGCACCUGGCGCGCCGCUAGUGAAAUGUCCGCAUCGGUGUUGUGUAGAUUUCGGAAUUUCAAUCCGAUUAUAUUCAUGAAUGGUAUUAAAUAAUCCUGAAAAGAGUUUUCGAAUCUUUUGAAGUCUUUUCAGAUCUUUUGAAUAAAUAAGUGAUAGGACUAUUUCGACGUGUAAAUGCACACAUGCUUGUAUAGUAUAAAUUCCACGGGCAUGUGGUCUAAGCAUAUUUGUAAGUUUAGACCACACGCCCGUGGCCCCUAAGUAUUAUCAUUGGACAAGAUCUUCCACAUUUUAAACAGCUGUUGUUGGUCAGGGGCUGUUCAAUUGUCGGUAACACCCCCUCUGCUGUUGGAAAUGUCUUUUGCACAAGUUUUCUUUGACACAUAGAGGUAUCAUUGCUUAUAAAUGUAAACAAGCUACAAAAAAGGUUCUGAAGUUCGUGGUUUUGUGACUUCUGCCUUUAGGUGAUUUGCAUCAACAUAUCUUGACAAUUUUUGAGGGGGUGUGACUGAGAAUAGAACAGCCUAGUGUAUUGGGUGUUGUGCGUUGAUGUUGUCAGAAUCGUAUAGAAAAUACCCACCAAGCAAAACUGAUAAUCAUGAUUGACAUGAAAGUCUAAUUAGGUUAGAUUUACAGACAUAAUUGACAGAUGUGAUGUUGCCAUGGCGACGAAGAAGGGAAUGGUCCCACCGUUACUUUUGAGACACCUUUAUGAACAACAUAGUUUCGUUGACCUCAGUUUGAAGGUCAAAAAUAUAAAGCCAAGGUCACCACCGUUUGUGAACAGGUCACAUGACCUAUUAUGCAUGCAUUAGACUUUAUUGAUUAGUUUCUCAUUAGAACACUAGAUGGCUCUGCGUAUCAUACAUGCAGUGCUGCCACCUUUAUUGGCUUCUAAUUGAUCUCCUAAUUUAUUGUUGUGCAAAUAUUCUUUCGAUAUUACGAAAAUUAACAAGUUGAUGUUGUCCUAAUUAGCCUAAUUAAUUAAUUAAUUAAUCAAUAGUCAACAACAAGAACAUACAUAAGUAGUUAAUUCUGUGUACUAAUUAUCCUGCUGUCAACUGGGAAAUUUCUUAACCUUUUCACCCUCAUUUACUCGCAUGGACUCUUCCAGUUAAUGCUUUGGAAGAGUUCAUUCCUGAAACUGGGGGUACAGCUUGAUGACAAUUCUGAAACACCUUGGUUUCAAUGAUGUAUUGUUUUCUAUGUACUUUACACUGUGCCUCGUUUUCGCUGCAGCGGUUUUGGUUUUUGACCGUGACUGCUUUGGUUGGUAUAGAAAAUAUGUAAAGGGUUAAAAGUGAUUUAAAUUUUUUUGGUUUUUGAUUCGUAACUGGUAUCUCACUGUCGGUAUUAUUGACCAUACACCAUUCAAUUUGAGAUGCCAUUUUGCUGUCAGCAAGACAUCACAGUUUCGUCUACAUUUCAGCUCCACUCUGGAGAUAGCGACAGUGAGGUUCUGAUUCUGUCUACCAGCCAUGGCAGACAAUUUCCUUGCUAUACCUGUGUUGAAAAAUAGUAAAUAAUCCUUGUGAAAAUUUUCCGGUUGACAGCAAAACAGAUGGCAUGUUUGUGUUAUGCUAAAAUGCCUGAAAUAUCCAAGCGAACAUAUUUUUGGUGUUCAAACAAACUUCUACGCCGACCUAAUACUCCAUUAGUGCCCUUGAACUCCGACCUUUGACCUCAUAAUACCUUAACCUUGACCCCGCAUUUGAUUUGACCUUGAAUCCUUGUGCCCAGGCGUGCAGUAUUACUGUCCCUGGGACAAGGUUAUUCAAGUUCAACUUGUGGAUAGUGUGUUACGAAACUGAAAUGAAUCCAUUAUUUCAACAUUCCAAUCAUAGAGUCCACCUAGUGGGCAAAAAUAUCACUAAAUUUCAAAGUCCAUGUCAGAGGGCGCCACUCACAUUUUGUGUCUUUAAAGGCAAAGUCUAUUCAUAGGUUUGUUUACAUUGUGUCCCCUGAUAAGAGAGAAGUUCACAAGCCCACUGUGCAAGCUGACUGAAGUCAUCAGAACAAUGGAAGCUUGACCUUCGUCAGGGUCAUUGUGUAGUUCACAUGCCCUUUAUGCAGUUACUGUGCAAAAGGCAAAUUGGUCUUUGCCAAUUAUGGAAUUUCCAUGCAUUUGUGUGCUUACCGCUUGACGCCAUCUGUUACCGAUGGGUGGACUUUGCCUUUAAUAAUAAGGUUCCCUCUCAGUACUACUGAAGAACCUCUCUAGUAAGGACACCCUUGAGUCUGACAGAUGCUGUCCUUGAUAAGGAGGUGUCUGGAUUACAGAGGUGGAAUCUUAUAGAAUCAAUUUUGGACCAAAAUCACCGUUCAGAAUAGAGAAAGUGUCCUGUUAAUGGAGAUAUAUCCGCUGAGGGUGGUAACUGUCUUUGCCCCUCUUGGCGACUGUUAGACGCACAUUUGUCUGGGCGAAUUGGUAGUUCGUCCGUGCUGCGCGGCAUUGCAUGGCGAUGCCUGAUUUUUUCCAGCACCUGCCGGGUUCAUUGUAAACCGUAGCUAUGUUUAGCUCUAGAGUUGUGCUCUAAUAAAAUGUGUUGUCGAUAA